AUGACGGCCACCAACCACCAGAACAAGCUAAAGCUCAUCGAUCGGGCUCGAGAGUUCCUUGCCGAAGUUGAGGACUUGACCCCUGGAAAAAACCUUGAAGCACUACUGAAUCGUGAAUAUGGUCCCGGCAACGCCUACUACGAAGACUUUUGCACCCUUAUACGAGAAGGCCUGUCGCGCGACGAAGGCUGGGUUGCCACGGACGAGAUUGACGGUCAAAAAUACCGCCGCUCGAGAAUAUUGGCACCGUCCGAAGCGACUCGCUAUUUCAGCAUCACCGCCGUUUACAUGGAUAGCCAAGAAGAAUAUCGCGGGCAGUACCACCUCCAUCCCUACGGUGAAAUCAAUUGCGUGAUACAAAUCGAUCAAUCGGCUGAGUUGAUGGGUAUGUCGGGAUGGCAAGGAGCUGGGUGGACAUCCCCCGGUCCUGGAACUCAUCAUUAUCCCCAGGUUCGUGGAGGUGCCUUGGUGGCUUUGUUCUUCCUUCCUGCUGGGCGGAUCUCAUAUCACAGGGCAAAGCCGGGAGAUGCACAGCCCAUUUCUAUCUAG
Molecule: messenger RNA, 549 nt
Organism: Penicillium brasilianum
Lineage: Eukaryota; Fungi; Ascomycota; Eurotiomycetes; Eurotiales; Aspergillaceae
Source: the annotation of a GenBank genome assembly